Westerdykella ornata is the source of this 1174-nucleotide messenger RNA. RefSeq lists its product as uncharacterized. The record is from RefSeq and is a predicted model, not a curated record. Lineage: Eukaryota; Fungi; Ascomycota; Dothideomycetes; Pleosporales; Sporormiaceae. The transcript has a single exon. Bases 60 to 947 code for a protein of 295 amino acids.
GUCGUGGUCUAAGGACGUGCAAGUUCCUACAACUUGAAUUUGACUGAUAGAGGGAAAACAUGUUCUACGCAUUGACCUUUACGCAUCUCUUCUCUGCAGCUUCUGCAGCAUGUACCCGAGAGUUCCUUAAAGCUGCCACAGACGACUACAUCGUUGCUCAAAGUGCCGGCCAACCUAGUGGAGUGACAGCCUUCACAGCUCCCAACCUCACCUACACAGAGAACGCCAAAGCCGUAGACAUCACCAAAGGCACCCUGUCCAUCCCUAUCAAAUUCGACUACAACUUCAGUGGCCACGACACACUCCAGUGCGCCGCCUUCACCGAACUCAUCGCCGCUACGGAUAAACAUCCUUAUGUGAUCCACACUCGGAUGGUCUUUGAAAACAGCAAGGCAACGUUGAUCGAAUCAAUAGUCACCGACCAAGGCGACUGGCUUUUCAACGCAACCGGAACCCUCAACCUCGUGAAGCCGGAAACGUGGACCCCGAUCCCUCAGGCCCAGCAAGAUACACGGGCUGUCAUCCAGGCCGCAGGUGACGCAUACUUUGACCGCUUCGGCAACACCUCCGUAGUCGUGCCUUGGGGACCGCCUUGCUACCGCGUAGAGGGAGGUUUAGCCGCUAGAGGGACGUUGAGGAGUAAUGAUUCGUUCUGCGAGAUGGUCUGGCCGAGCACGAUUAUCGUGCCGUACCGGAGAUACGUGGUGGAUGAGUUGUAUGGGGUCGUGGACAUGUUCAUCGGGUUCCCAGGGUUGGACAGGACGCAGGGACAGGCGCCGAUGCCAGAUAGCCACCUCUUCAGGAUUGAGAAUGGUAGGAUCAAGUACUCGCACACGGCUUCGGCGUGCGUGAAGGAUGGAUGCGGGUUGAAUGGAACUUUCGGUGGUGGACUUCAGAGGCUGGCAAAGCGGGGUUACAGGAAUCGCGCAGUGAGGCUCCAGGGCUGAUGGUCGGAAAGUCGAGCAUGACUUGGUACCCCUAGGUACGCAACAGACAAUAGCAUUGCUAUACCCGGUUGUCUUCCUUGGUGCGAUUGAUGUUGGGGGUCCAUUUACGUGUGUCCAACCCGGGGGGGACACAGACAGCUUGCUAGACAGAAUACCCUCAAUCUCUGGCCACAUUCCUAGCCGUAGGUCGUCUCUUCAAGCUCGAUCUUCCUCACGUGUGCCCCUGG